This is a messenger RNA of Impatiens glandulifera, 1507 nucleotides long. RefSeq names its product lipoyl synthase, chloroplastic. Gene Ontology annotation, molecular function: 4 iron, 4 sulfur cluster binding; lipoate synthase activity. The record is from RefSeq and is a predicted model, not a curated record. The transcript has 6 exons. The coding region runs from base 182 to 1378 and encodes 398 amino acids. Gene Ontology annotation, biological process: lipoate biosynthetic process. Gene Ontology annotation, cellular component: mitochondrion; chloroplast. NCBI's taxonomy places the organism in Eukaryota, Viridiplantae, Streptophyta, Magnoliopsida, Ericales, Balsaminaceae.
CAGAACUGUUAACAAAACCUCAAGAGGCGGACAUCUCAAUGGGAUGAAGCAAUUCACCCACCUGUAUAUAUAUAUUAUGAUCAUCAUUUCUACAGUUAGAGUUGUUGGAUCCUGUAUUGUUUAUCUCGCCUGAAAGAAAGUCGAGAUCUUGAUUUCCAAUCUCGCAGAUUUCCAUCUUCAAAUGAUGCAUCAAUGCGUAUUUGCUGCAAAAACACCUGCAAUCCCAUCUUCCUUCUUCAUCUCUUCUCCCAAUAAACAUUCAUCAUCUUUCUCUCUUUAUCCUCUUCUUCAAUCUCCAAAUAGACUGUCCAUUAAGUGUUCUUCUUCUUCUCCCUUCUCCUCUCCUCCUUCAGCCGCUGCCGAUGUACUGAACGAAUCAGAGAAACUUGAAGAUGCAACUGAAAAGCGUCUUCAUCCUCCGUAUCCCGGCGGCACAACGGCGAUGGGUCCCUACACAGGAAGAGAUCCGACCGUGAAGAAACCGGGUUGGUUGAGACAGAAGGCGCCGCAGGGGGAAAAGUAUGAGGAAGUGAAGGAAUCUUUGUCUCGAUUGAAGCUUAAUACAGUCUGUGAAGAAGCUCAAUGUCCUAACAUUGGUGAAUGCUGGAAUGGAGGAGGGGAUGGGAUCGCAACCGCUACGAUUAUGCUUCUUGGAGAUACUUGUACACGCGGCUGCAGAUUCUGUGCUGUUAAAACUAGCAGGAAUCCUCCACCUCCCGAUCCUAUGGAACCAUUGAACACGGCCUUGGCUGUUGCCAGUUGGGGCGUCGAUUACAUUGUUCUAACAAGUGUUGAUCGCGAUGAUCUACCUGACGGAGGCAGUGGGCAUUUCGCUAGAACUAAUAUAGCUUUGAAGGAUCUAAAGCCGGAAAUUAUGAUAGAGUGUUUGACUUCAGAUUUUCGUGGGGACUUGAAUGCGGUUUCCACCAUUGUCAAUUCAGGCUUAGACGUUUUCGCUCACAAUGUUGAAACCGUGAAAAGGCUCCAACGCAUAGUUAGAGAUCCAAGGGCCGGGUAUGAACAGAGCUUAUCGGUUUUAAAACAUGCUAAGAUCGUUAAGGAAGGAAUGAUAACGAAAACUUCUAUCAUGUUGGGACUUGGGGAAUCUGAUGACGAAAUUAUGGAAGCCAUGGCUGAUUUAAGAUCCAUAGACGUCGAUAUUCUCACCUUUGGACAAUAUUUACAGCCGACGCCAUUACAUCUGACUGUUAAAGAAUAUGUGACGCCUGAGAAAUUUGCCUUCUGGAAAGAAUAUGGAGAAUCGAUAGGCUUUCGAUACGUAGCCAGUGGGCCUCUGGUUCGAUCGUCGUAUAGAGCAGGAGAGCUCUUUGUUAAGACGAUGGUGAAAGAAAAGUCUAGAAUUACGCCAAACCUGUAAGCAUAGUCAUUCUUUUUAAUCGAAUUCUGAUAGAAUAGGGCAUUACAGUCUUAUUAUUGUUAAGGUUCAUGUUGUGGUUUGCCCUAUUAAAAUUAUGUAACAAGUUUGAUAAAUUAUUUUCACCUUUGA